Darwinula stevensoni is the source of this 234-nucleotide messenger RNA. The record is from the annotation of a GenBank genome assembly. NCBI's taxonomy places the organism in Eukaryota, Metazoa, Arthropoda, Ostracoda, Podocopida, Darwinulidae.
GAUGGGAGGGUAUGGUGCCAACAUUUGAUGAACGCGAGAGCGAAAGAAUACUCGGGAUCCUCAGAAAGAGCGGAGUGGAAUGGAUGGAUUACUUAUGUCCUCCAUGCCCCCUCGAAACCACAAGUACUACAUAUAGCAGUGAGGGAGGAGUGUUGGAAUCCCUCUCUGUCUUCCUUUCCGGAUCCCUCCUCCAUCUCUCUCUCCUACAGUUGCGGCACACCCUGUCUGAUACUU